Coffea eugenioides is the source of this 1206-nucleotide messenger RNA. Its product is annotated as EEF1A lysine methyltransferase 2. The record is from RefSeq and is a predicted model, not a curated record. Gene Ontology annotation, biological process: peptidyl-lysine monomethylation; peptidyl-lysine dimethylation. The coding region runs from base 107 to 1003 and encodes 298 amino acids. Gene Ontology annotation, cellular component: cytoplasm. The transcript is spliced from 6 exons. Gene Ontology annotation, molecular function: protein-lysine N-methyltransferase activity. NCBI's taxonomy places the organism in Eukaryota, Viridiplantae, Streptophyta, Magnoliopsida, Gentianales, Rubiaceae.
UGGGUGUCAUCAUCAUAAUAACAAUCUGCAAUUCAACCAUUUUCCUCUUCUUAAUUUUAGGGCUUUUUCUCCACUCAUUCUCUGUUCUACACAGCCACUACUGCGUAUGGCUGGGAUCAGACUUCAGCCGGAAGACCCUGACGCCUCACAAGCUCGACCGCCAACUUCGUCUGAUCUGAUCUCCGACGACGACCGGUCGGUUGCUGCGGACUCUUGGUCGAUUAAAAGCGACUACGGAAGUACUCUUGACGAUGAGCAACGUCACGCGGAUGCCUCCGAAGCACUCUCCGUUGCCAAUUUCCGUGCCGCCUCCGACUACAGGUUUGGGGCUGACGUUAUGGAAGUUGUUGCUUCUUGGACAAAAAGCUUAUGUGGUGAAUUUUCUCAAGGUCACUUGUCAAACCACGUGGAUGAUUCCAAUUGUGAAUCUGUUGAUCAGCUUGAGAAGGAACCUUUUAAUUGGAGCGUGCUUGACAUUGGGACUGGAAAUGGGCUUCUUCUCCAAGAGCUUGCCAAGCAGGGGUUCUCUGAUCUUACUGGAACUGAUUAUAGUGAAGGAGCCAUAGACCUUGCUCGGAGCCUUGCGCAUCGUGACGGUUUCACUAAUAUUAAAUUCUUGGUUGAUGACAUUCUUGAAACAAAGUUAGACAGGAAGUUUCAGCUUCUUGUUGAUAAAGGCACUUUAGAUGCCAUUGGACUUCAUCCUGAUGGUCCUGUGAAAAGGAUCAUGUACUGGGAUUCAGUAUCAAGUCUUGUGGCUCCUGGUGGAUUAUUGGUGAUUACCUCCUGUAACAGUACAAAAGAUGAACUGGUGCAAGAAGUUGAUGCUUUUAAUCAGAGAAGAAAUUCACCGUCCCAAGAGCUAGGAGCUAGUGGAGACCAAGAGGUAAAUAGAGACCCCCCUUUGUUCCGCUAUGUUGAUCAUGUUCGCUCAUACCCAACAUUUAUGUUUGGAGGAUCAGUAGGAUCACGUGUUGCUACCGUGGCAUUCCAAAGGAACUGAAUAAUUGAGUGUCCGUAAUUUGUUGAGUUAGUUUCUUUCUCUUUGAAGGAAUUCCAUGUUUCAAUGAAUGUGUCUGUGACUUUGUCGAGGAUGCUAAUUUAUAUCAAGAUUAUUGAUGUCUCUGCUUUGCAAUGUGAGGCAUGUCAGGGUAAUACAGAUUUUUGGACAAGGUAACUUUAGUCCAAACAGAGAAGGAUUUGUGC